Molecule: messenger RNA, 1178 nt
Organism: Glycine soja
Lineage: Eukaryota; Viridiplantae; Streptophyta; Magnoliopsida; Fabales; Fabaceae
Exons: 3
Coding region: 16-1020 (334 amino acids)
Source: RefSeq, a predicted model, not a curated record
CGGCGGGCAGAGACCAUGUGGGCCCCACACAACUCCAGUUCUGGUAUAAAACCCAGUGACAAGCAUGAUCCAAAUGUAUGUGAGUCAGACAAACCAACUACUACGUUAAUCAUAUUCAUGGGUGGAACCUCUGUGGCCGCCGGCAGAAGAGUCACGAGGUUUUUGGCCAGUCACCACCGUGACGUCACGUGCGUUGUUGCCGAUGUUGAGUUCGACUUUCUUGACGAUAUUGGAGAAACGUUGUUAGCUCAAAGUGCUAGCAGUGAUGAAAUGGAUCGGUUCGAUGAAGACGAGGAUCACAGAGAUACCGUCGAGGAGAAUAGAACCUUUUGGGACAACCAACACCAGCUUUUGCAGACCAGUAUAUGCAGAACGAGUUCUUUGGAGUCACGGAUAAGGCAUGCCACCAAAGAAGCGCUUCAGGAAAUUCAAAGCGCGGAAACUGUGUGCGGUUGUGGCAGACAGAUGGCUGUCGCCAGUUGUCGAAACUGUUUGAUGAGAGAAGUUUCUUGGCGGCUCCAGAAAGCGGGUUAUAAUAGUGCUAUUUGCAAAACUAAAUGGAGAAGCUCACCCGAUAUUCCAUCAGGGGAGCACAAUUUUUUGGAUGUGAUUGACAGCACAAAGAAGGGGAAGGUAAGGGUGAUUGUGGAGCUGAAUUUCAGAGGAGAGUUUGAGAUGGCAAGGGGAAGUGAAGACUACAACCGACUUGUUAGGAGGCUUCCAGAGGUGUUUGUGGGGAAGGUGGAGAGGUUGAGCAACCUAAUAAAGAUAUUGUGUAUGGGAGCCAAAAGGUGCAUGAAGGAAAAGAAAAUGCACAUGGGGCCAUGGAGGAAGCAUAGGUACAUGCAAGCUAAAUGGUUAGGUCCAUGUGAAAGGAACACUUCCACAGCCUCACUUUCAGUGGGAUAUUCUGAGAGGAUAUUGCCAAUGGCUAAGCCAAGGCCAAAGGCAUCCAUGUUAACUGUUGAUCUGCUAGAGAAGCUUCCCAAUAUGCAUUGCAAUGCUGUUGAGGUUGUGUAACUGUAAGAGAGAGAACCCCCUUUUUUGUUUAAUUUGGUAACUAAUUCCCCCCCAAGGUGAAUAUUAAAUGAGUGAUUCGCAAAUGUCCUAUACACAUGUACGUAAAAAAUAAAUUAUGGAAAUGAAUGUGAAGUUCAAAGCUGCCUUUAAGAAGUUCA